AUGUAUUGUUUGUUGCAUUGUGCGGACGUCUGCUUUGGCCUUGAAUUUGUUGCAACUGUGGUUACAAAAUGGUUGCUAUGCCAUCGUUUAUUUAGAAUAUUGAGUCUUGUUUGGCAAGAAACAGAUGACGACAUAAUAUCGAAGAAAUCAUUGCAGGCUGUGAAACAGAUCAUCAUUUUCCUGAAAGAACAUGCCAGAGAGGAGGGUUUAUUCCGCCGAGCCGGUCGUCGCGAUCUCCGAAGACGAAUACUGAAUUCGUUGAAGAAAGGAGAGAGGCCACAUUUGGACAACAACAACGACGCAGCCUUAGAAUGUGCAGCAGCGUUACAGCUGUUCUUGAGUCGCUUGAAGAAACCCGUGAUGCCUCAACACGUCCAGCAACUUCUCCUAGCCGACAAUCCCGGGGUGACCGCCCACGUAAUCGCGAUGGACGCGCUUGGAUUAAUACGACAGGACGUCGGGGGUCGUCACGGGGAGCUUCUGGCCGGGCUUCUUGAUUUACUGAGACACUUGACGCUUUCCGGGCCACCGUCCGAGAGAUCGGAACUACGCGGCUCGCCGCUUCCGAUUGCGCUGCUUCCGGUCUUCUUCACUCUGACGCCAGCUGACCUGGCCAAAUGGAAGCAAGUAGCCGCCAGAUUCAGCGAAUUAAUUACCGAAGCUCCUGAGCAACUGCAGCUGAAUGAAAAUCGAUCGUAUGACGUAGAAUCAACGGGUGUAACCGACGGAAGUGAGGAGAACACGGCACCGGAAGAUCUGGCAUACCUUGCAAAUCCGUAUUACGCCAGCGAGGUUGGAGAGAUAACUCGUAUUCUUGCUGUGCCGUUGCACAGACUUCCAGCUGGCAGACUUCAUCCAGCAAUUUCCAAUUCGAAUCGAUUGCCUCGGGAUUAAAGAGCAUUAAUAUAAAUGCGAUUCUUUCGCAUGAAUGCAACAGAACGACGCAUAAAUUAUCUGUAUCCAUUACCGCGCCAUUUUUUCCCGUCCUUCAAUGGAAGGAGAAGAUAGAAGGCUCUUGUUGUUCGCUUUUAUACUUGGCUAUUA
Messenger RNA from Megachile rotundata (alfalfa leafcutting bee), 1044 nucleotides. RefSeq lists its product as uncharacterized. The record is from RefSeq and is a predicted model, not a curated record. Gene Ontology annotation, biological process: signal transduction. Lineage: Eukaryota; Metazoa; Arthropoda; Insecta; Hymenoptera; Megachilidae.